GUGGGACGCGAAAGUUUGUAGACUCUUGAAACACGUGUUGAAACAAUUAUUUCUAAAAAAAAGUCUCGAAAAAAUGUUUUACUGUUAAUUACGUUAAUAAUUUGUGGUUAGUUUAAUAAAUAUUAACAACUAUUAAAAUGGUUGUCAUAGGAAAGAAGAAGUAUAAAUCAGGUGAAGGAGCUCAAUUCCUAACGAGGAAGUCGGCACUCAAAAAGUUACAACUUUCUCUCAAUGAUUUUCGCAAAUUAUGUAUAUUAAAAGGAAUUUAUCCAAGAGAGCCUCGCAAUCGGAAGCGAGCUCAAAAAGGCAAACCAGGAAUCAAAAUUUUGUAUCACAAAAAGGAUAUUCAGUUUCUAAUGCACGAGCCGAUUAUUUGGAAAUUACGUGACUAUAAGAUUUUCAAUAAAAAAGUUGGUCGAGCGAAGGCAAUGAAAGACUUUUCCGAAAUGAAACGCUACUUGAGCAAUCAUCCAACAAUGAAAAUUGAUCAUAUCGUGAAGGAACGUUAUCCAACGUUCAUCGAUGCCCUGAGGGAUUUGGACGAUUGUCUCACACUUUGUUUUCUGUUCAGUACAUUUCCAUCGAUGCCACAUGUGCCAAGGGAUCAGAGUCUCCUCUGUAGAAGAUUAACCGUCGAAUUUAUGCACGCAAUGAUUGUGGCCAAAGCAAUUAGAAAAGUAUUCGUUUCCAUUAAGGGUUAUUAUUAUCAAGCUGAAAUCAAGGGUCAAACAAUAACUUGGAUCGUCCCUCAUCAUUUCUCCUUUGAACCACAAAAGAAGAACGAAGUCGAUUUCAAAGUUAUGUCAACAUUCGUCGAAUUCUAUAUUGUUAUGCUUGGUUUCGUCAAUUUUAGACUCUAUCAUUCUUUGAAUUUAUUCUAUCCACCAAAAUUCAACACAAUUGAGAAAAACGCGAGUGCUCUGGUCGAUGAGGAGGCAUUUGUGUCGGAGAGAAUUAGUGCUUUGAAUAUUUCUCUACUGCCGGCGAAUUCGGUCGCACAGACUUUAGAGGAAGAGGAAGAAGUCGAAAUUGACAAUUUUUCGAAGGAUGCAGAUCCAACAGCACAAGAAGAAGUAAGAAAAGAGGUGGAGAAAAUCAAGACAUUAAAAAAUUUAUUCAAGGGAUUGAAAAUUUACAUAAAUCGCGAAGUGCCAAGGGAGCCACUAGUUUUCAUUAUCCGUUGUUUCGGAGGAGAAGUUUCCUGGGAUAAGUUGCUUUUCGUCGGCGCUUCUUUUGAAGAAAGUGACGAAACAGUGACGCAUCAAAUUAUUGACAGACCAAGUGUUGAUAAGGAAUAUUUGUCAAGAUAUUACGUUCAACCUCAAUGGAUAUUCGACUCUGUGAACGCACGAGAACUACUUCCUGUAGAAAAAUAUUUAAUGGGUGCAGUACUUCCGCCUCAUCUUUCACCCUUCACGGACAAUCGACGAGAUCAAACUUAUAUUCCACCUGAGGAGCGAGUACUCAUGGAUCCCGAGUAUCGUCUUAAUAAUCUCGAAGAAGAAGACGAUGACGAGGAGGAAGAAAAUGAUGACGAAGAAGAAAAUGAAGAAGAGGAAAAAGACGCGAGUAACGAACAGAAAGAAAUUAAAACUAACGAAGAAGUCGAAAACGAGGAAAGUAAAUCCGACUCCGAGGACGAAAAAGAAACCGAAGUGUGCGAACGAGAACAGAAAUUAAAGAAAAUGAAAACAAAAAUGGGAGAAGUGACGAAGGAAAUUCCUUGGGAAAAGGAUCGCCAAGAGAGACAGGAGUAUCGACUACGUGAAAAGAUGGUUAAGAAGAAACAUCGUAAAUUAUACAAGAGUAUGAUGAAAGGGCGAGAAGACAGAGCCAAGGAAAUUUGGCUUUUGAGAAAAAAGAGACGCAUUCACGAAACAGCGGAAAAGGAGAAACAAAAAGAACUCCGAAAAUCAAAGAAAACUAAAGUUCAAUAAUAUUUCUUUUAUAGGUAUGUUAAACUAAUUAAUUUUAUUUCAUUUAUUAUUAAAUGACUAUAAAUUAUAUAUCAUUAUAUAAUUAUAUUAUUAUAAUUCAAAGAAGAAAAAGAAA
Messenger RNA from Leptopilina heterotoma, 2052 nucleotides. RefSeq names its product pescadillo homolog. The transcript has 8 exons. NCBI's taxonomy places the organism in Eukaryota, Metazoa, Arthropoda, Insecta, Hymenoptera, Figitidae. Gene Ontology annotation, molecular function: RNA binding. The record is from RefSeq and is a predicted model, not a curated record. Gene Ontology annotation, biological process: ribosome biogenesis; maturation of LSU-rRNA from tricistronic rRNA transcript (SSU-rRNA, 5.8S rRNA, LSU-rRNA). Bases 138 to 1937 code for a protein of 599 amino acids. Gene Ontology annotation, cellular component: PeBoW complex; nucleolus.